AUGGGCAAGCAGGUGCGUCUCAAAGUAACAUCAGUUGGUAUACUCACUCCUAAGUGGUUAGUGAAGGCGAUGGCAUUCAUUGACAAUGGAUUAGAUACCACUCUAAUCACUAAGGAUUUCGCCGUAAAGAACCAUAUCACAACCCAACCAUCUUCCUCGACGAUCAGCACGGUGAACGGUAUCAAGACUACUUCCGCCGAUCGAACGAGCGUGACGUUGAUGUCGCUAGAUAGUGGUGAACGCGUAGAGAUGACGGAGGCUUUCACCAUAGCCGAAUUGCCGAUGCGAGCAGUGAAAUCGAUCGGAGAACCGGCAACGCGCUGGACACACCUGAGAGAUUUACAUUUCGAAGAAGCCGACUCUUCCAAAAUCGAUUUGCUGAUAGGAUCUGACAUGCCAGAAGCAUACUGGGUGCUGGACCAGAGACUGGACGGAAGGGAGGAACCCUACACCGCUCGCACCGUUUUCGGACGGACAUUAUUUGGAUCGCAUCAUUCGGCCAACCGCAAACCAUUGUCAAAUAACUUUACCAACACCAUCGUUGGCGACGAUGUGAUCGAACAAACCUUACAACGGAUGUACGAUAAUGAGUUCGACGAGUUGAGCGACCAGAAAAGAGCCCCUUCGGUAGAAGAUAACCGGGCAUUGGCUAAAGUCGAAACGGGGACACGCUAUCAGCCCGACGGGUUCAAAGUGCCGUUACCAUGGAAGCCGGGAUAUGCCCUAAAACGAUUGGGGUACCUUAAAAGGCGACUGGUCAGGGACACAGGACUAUGUCGACAGUUCACCUCGGCGAUGCAAUGGAAGGAGCAUCUGGGAUAUACAGAACGAGUGGUCGUGUCACAACCACGCGGUUAA
Messenger RNA from Echinostoma caproni, 858 nucleotides. The record is from the annotation of a GenBank genome assembly. NCBI's taxonomy places the organism in Eukaryota, Metazoa, Platyhelminthes, Trematoda, Plagiorchiida, Echinostomatidae.